Cladocopium goreaui is the source of this 1371-nucleotide messenger RNA. Lineage: Eukaryota; Dinophyceae; Suessiales; Symbiodiniaceae. The record is from the annotation of a GenBank genome assembly.
AUGACAGCUGCGGUGACACCAGUGGCACGUCGCAGUCCGUGGACGCACAAUGUGAUCUGCGGUAUUGUUGCAACAGCCUUCUACCGUAUGGGAGCAGGCCUAUACAUGAUGACCGUGUUGCCAUCUUUCAUCCUGUUGGUUGGUGGAAACAAUUUUGAUGUGGGCUUCGCGGAAGGCUUGCAGGGCCUUGCGAAUCUCCUCAGUGCCAUGCCUGCGGGCUACAUUGCAGACAAAUGGUCACGAAGAGCUUGUAUCAGGAUGGGCACAUGUCUCACGUUCCUCUCAGCUGGCUGUUUGCUGCUGGCAGUGAUCAUUGCCAAGCCAAAGGAUUUUGUGCCCUUUGUUCUCCUCUGUUUGGCCCUGGCAUUGCAGGGCAUUUGCGACGGCAUCAUCAAUGGUCCAUUGGCCGCCUUGAUGGAUGACUCAUGCCCUGCAGGACGCCGCAGUGAUGUGGAGUCCAUGAAUGCCUCGGUGGGAGGUGUUGCUGCUUCAGUGGGGCCCCUCUUGGGGCUCAUCGUUUUUGCCACGACUGGCAACACCUGGACGACUUUCUCGAUGAAAGUAGUUAUUUGCGUGGGCAUUUUUCUGUCCUUGCUGGCGAUUAUUCCAUGCCUGCUGAUGCACGACAAAUAUGCCUUGGCGGAAUCCAGUGAGGCUGUCCAUUUGCAGAAGAACUUGCUGGAAUCCCAAAGGUGGCGAAGUGAGCAAUCCACCUGCUUUGGAUUGGUGACAGUUCAACGCGUUUGUAUAGUGAUGUUCAUCAACCAAUUGAUUCUGACGAUUGGUGCUGGCAUGACAGUGAAAUUUUUCCCGGUGUUCUUCAAAGAAGAAACCCAUUUGAAGCCGGUUCUACUGCAGGCGGUCUUUGGCUCCUUGAAUCUCUUUGCCGGGCUUGGAAACCUUUUGGCAAACCGUCUCUCAAAAAAGUUCGGCAGACUACAGGUCAUCAUUUGUGGCUACAUCGCUGGCAUCACUUGCACAAUGCUGAUGGGCACUGUACGUUCCUACUACACCGUCCCAGCUGUGAUGCUGCCAAUCUUCUUGACGCGCUGCAUAUGUAUGUGGAGCUGCACUCCAUUGCUGGGCUCCAUCAUUGCAGAUUACACGCCCAAGGCAACACGCGGACGUUGGAAAGCCUUGAGUUCCGUAGCAGUGGUCGGAUGGUCGGGCAGUGCUGCAGUGGGUGGUUGGCUGAUCGACCACACUGGCUUUGGCGUGACUUUUAUCAUCACCGCGUGCUUCCAAACCUGCUCCAUACCAAUCAUGUGUAUCCUUUUACCCCUUGUGGCCAAAGAGUCAGAACUGCUUGCAGCACAAAGCGCUGAGAGCCUGACAGCCACAGAGAUCUCGAUGCAAGCUGAGACAUCAUAA